Rhododendron vialii is the source of this 1067-nucleotide messenger RNA. Its product is annotated as nifU-like protein 1, chloroplastic. Gene Ontology annotation, molecular function: iron-sulfur cluster binding; iron ion binding. The transcript has 3 exons. Bases 182 to 853 code for a protein of 223 amino acids. The record is from RefSeq and is a predicted model, not a curated record. Gene Ontology annotation, cellular component: mitochondrion. NCBI's taxonomy places the organism in Eukaryota, Viridiplantae, Streptophyta, Magnoliopsida, Ericales, Ericaceae. Gene Ontology annotation, biological process: iron-sulfur cluster assembly.
ACGCUUGCAACCUACCACCGUGUGUGGUUUAGGUAAUUUGCAGUUGCGACCCACCCGCGUAAUUUGUUAGUGAAAUGGUAGUGGGAGGGAUCAGACCAGACCAGACCAGGCCAGGAGUAUCUGCUGAUUUCCAUUCUCCUCUUUGACACACACACACACACACACACACACACACACACCGAUGGCGUCCCUAAAUCUAAUAGCAGCAGCAGUAGCAACCGGGGGGUUGUCCAGAAACCAAGCGCUCCCUAUCCCGAAAACCCCUAAUAAUAAAUCACCAUCGUUGGUAAUGGUGUCCUUGGAAAUUAGACACAGAUCGGUUUAUCAAACACAGAGAUGUGGGACAGUCAAGGCCUCAGGAGGAGGAGGCAGUAGUGGGUCGGGUCUUUACUCGGCCCAGACAUUCGAACUCACUGCUCAGAACGUGAAUAUGGUGCUGGAGGACGUUCGUCCUUACCUUAUCGCCGAUGGUGGGAACGUCGACGUCGUCUCCGUCAACGACGGUGUCAUCUCUCUCAAACUGCAAGGAGCAUGUGGUAGCUGUCCUAGCUCAACGACAACAAUGAAGAUGGGGAUUGAAAGGGUACUGAAGGAAAAAUUUGGAGAUGCAGUCAAGGAUAUUCGCCAAGUAGAUGUUGACCCAAUAAGUGAAACAACGGUUGAGGCGGUCAAUGGACAUCUUGACAUAUUGAGACCAGCCAUUACGAACUUUGGUGGGAGUGUAGAAGUAUUAUCUGUGGGGGGCGGAGAUUGCCUUGUAAAGUACAUGGGGCCUGAGUCCAUUGGAUCAGGAAUCAAAGCAGCGAUCAAGGAGAAGUUUCCAGACAUAACAAAUGUUGUGCUAUCUGGUUAGGCUGCUCUGAAUCUUGGAAGCUGAGGGAAGAAGGUAACAUGAAUUUUGUUGAACAUACUUCAUGAGAUGGGUAAUAUUUUAAGCACCGUGAUGGAAUUCUGUUUCCAAUUUCUCAAUGUCUAUACAAGUACGAAUAUCCUGUAUACAGAAUUUAUAUUCCCUUUGUCACCAGCAUUGGCUUUCACUGCUCGAUACAAAAUUCCCUUCUUAUUCA